AUGUUGAACAGAGCACGGAGGAUUUUUUUCAGCACAGCAAAGACCAGCAACCUCUACCUAACCAUAUCUUCGUCUAGCGAAUCAAUAUUCAGAAAUCAAGUAAUUAAAAGGGCUUCCUUUCCAGGAAUUGAAGGUUAUUUCACCAUAACAAAUAACCACAGCCCCCUAGUUACGUUAUUAAGAAAUGGAAUAAUUACUAUCGAAUUUGACGAGAAGGAAAAGAAGCAGUUUUUUAUAUCAGAUGGCAUAUUUAUAUAUAAAAAAAGUAAUGACAACAGCAACAGCAACAAUGCUGAAAUUGUGGGGGUUGAAAUUGUGCCCCUAGAAUAUUUAGACAAAAAUAAAACAGUUAAGGUUUUGCAGCAGAUGUGCGCAGUAAAUGAUGCUACCGAUGACAAAUGGAGAAAAAUGAAGACCAUGCUGGGGUAA
Plasmodium fragile is the source of this 429-nucleotide messenger RNA. RefSeq lists its product as uncharacterized. Bases 1 to 429 code for a protein of 142 amino acids. The record is from RefSeq and is a predicted model, not a curated record. Gene Ontology annotation, biological process: proton motive force-driven ATP synthesis. Lineage: Eukaryota; Apicomplexa; Aconoidasida; Haemosporida; Plasmodiidae. Gene Ontology annotation, molecular function: proton-transporting ATP synthase activity, rotational mechanism. The transcript has 2 exons.